This is a messenger RNA of Myxocyprinus asiaticus (Chinese sucker), 3287 nucleotides long. RefSeq names its product ras-related protein Rab-35-like. Gene Ontology annotation, cellular component: plasma membrane; endosome membrane. NCBI's taxonomy places the organism in Eukaryota, Metazoa, Chordata, Actinopteri, Cypriniformes, Catostomidae. Gene Ontology annotation, molecular function: GTP binding; GTPase activity. The transcript has 6 exons. The record is from RefSeq and is a predicted model, not a curated record. Bases 237 to 842 code for a protein of 201 amino acids. Gene Ontology annotation, biological process: endocytic recycling.
GUAUCGGCAGCUGCGCUGGGUGCAGCACACACAAGAGGCAGCGCCGUUUCCGGCUCUGAGUGUCUGCUGAUACCGCCGAACCCUGACCGAAAACCGUCUUUGAUUGGGAUCUAUCCGGUAGGAAUCCUCCGCUUCUAUCCGGCGGGGACUUAAGACGGGUUGCCGGCCAAGCGUUCGCCUGGAGAGAGGCCCGAAGUUGCAGCGAAGCCGCGGGCUUUGAGCCACUGACCAGCGGCAUGGCCCGGGACUACGAUCACCUCUUCAAACUGCUGAUCAUCGGUGACAGCGGUGUUGGGAAGAGCAGUCUACUCCUGCGCUUUGCAGAUAACACUUUUUCAGGUAGUUACAUCACCACUAUAGGAGUGGACUUUAAGAUCCGGACAGUGGAAAUUAACGGAGAGAAGGUGAAACUGCAGAUCUGGGACACAGCAGGACAAGAGCGAUUCAGAACCAUCACAUCUACAUAUUACAGAGGAACCCACGGGGUGAUAGUAGUGUAUGACGUCACCAGUGCUGAAUCCUUCGUCAAUGUCAAACGAUGGCUGCACGAAAUCAACCAGAACUGCGACGACGUGUGUCGAAUAUUAGUGGGCAAUAAAAAUGAUGAUCCGAACUCGAAGGUCGUGGAGACGAAUGAUGCCCAGAAGUUUGCCGAGCAGAUGGGCAUCAGUCUGUUUGAAACGAGCGCAAAAGAAAACAUCAACGUGGAGGAGAUGUUUAACUGCAUCACAGAGCUGGUGCUCCGAGCAAAGAAAGAGUCUGUGGCCAAACAACAGCAACAGCAACAAAACGAUGUGAUUAAACUCAACAAGAAUAGCAAAAGAAAGAAAAAGUGCUGCUAGUGGAUCUAGAGCUGUUCGUAUGCACGACAGUCUUCACACGCAAACGGACUGUGAGCGUCUAAAUAAAGACCACACAAACACAACGGAGAACAAGUCCUUUUUGGACCCAUACAAGCCACAGAGACUUUAAAAAAAAAGAAACUGUACAGAUUUUAUUAGAGUUAAGGAGUUUUAUGUGGAAUCUGUGAUAUUUAAUAAAAAGAUCGACCUUCUUUGUCGAAGGACCUGCAAGCUGAUGUGAUCGCCAAACUGUGCAGAUUCCUGUAUGCUUUGAGUUAUUCUACAGUGAUGUAUGUGUUUUUAUCUCAGGUGUGAUUUCAUUUUCUCUUAUUUUGCAUCUUUUUCUCUAUUUUUCAUGGAAUGUCAGUGUUUUUGUUUGUUGUUUUUUAUUUUUUUUUUUGGGGGCCUUUUUUUGCUUUUUUUGAAAUCAUACAGUUACAAACAUUCACUCACCGUGGACUCGACACAGACUGACAGAUGCCAACAACUCUAAGAAUUCUUCACUUUUAGAUGAAUUUUAGACCAUAUCUCAUUUCAAUGACUCUCAUGAAGCCAGCCAAGAACAUGUCCAGGUCAUAUUUCACCCCCAAAUCAAAGUAAAUAAAUACAUAAAUAUAGUUUGCUUAAAGGCAUCCUCCAUUUUUAAAUUUAAAUUGCAAAGAAUUUAUAAAGCAUGGUAGUAUUUGUUGUAAAGAAAAUACUGUUUCAGUAAUAAAAAGCUAAUGAAGAUCACCUCAAAAUAAUGGGAGGAAUAAAAUAAAAUAGCCAGAUGCAUUUUGUUAUGGAGGGUUAAAUGACUGAAAAUUAAAUAAAUAUAAAAAUAAUAAAUUAAUUAUUUUAAUAAAUUAUUAAAAAUAACAAAUUAAAAAUACUAAAAUUAUUACAUAAAUCAAAUAUUUUUUUUGUCUUUCAUUUUAGCACUAGUUUGCAUCCAUUUUAAUUUGAGCAUGAUCUUUGAGUUGGUUUUUAGUUUAAGCACGCGCUUCGUGUCUUCUUUUUAAGGGUUAUGGUUAUCGGCACAUCACUCAAUGACAGUGAGUGUAUUUAGCCAUUAUUGAUAAAUGAUCAUAAUUGACUAUUUAUUUAAAUAUCUAUUACAUUUUUAGUAAUUAGUAUGGAGAGCCAAAUUAUUCAAAAUGAAGUCUUUAAAUAAAUCAUUAAAUAAUGAAAUCAUUAAACUGAUGUUGAGUGACACGCCAUUAGCCGUAAGCCUGAAAAUGAAAAGUCAACCGAAAAAUCACGCUAAAAUGAAAAUGGACACAAACUAGUGCUAAAAUAAAAUACAUGGGAUGUUUGAUUUAAUGAUUAAUUAAAAAAAAUUUUUUUUUCUUUUUACAUUUAUGCAUUUAAAUUUCAUAACAAAUUUCUGCCACAUUGAAUUGAUUUAAAAAUAUGUAUUUUAAAUUUCAUUCAUUUAAAGAUUAAACCAUAUGAAAAUGUAUGAAAUUGAAAUGUGUACAUCUUAAAAUAAAAUGUUUAAGUGUGGAGUAAUUUUGCCCUCCAUACUUCGGUAGUGAAAAUACAUAUUAAAUAAUAAUAAUGUCGCAUUGCAAAGAAUCUCAAGGGUCAUAAAACAGGCUUCAUGUUCUUUAGGCAAGGUGUUUUUUUGUUUUGAUGCUCGGGUGAAAUAUGACCGGAAAUGUUUUUGUGACUCACUCUUUUAAGCUCCAUUGAUAAAUGACUUCAGGCUGAACUCCUUUGACAUUCACUAAAGUCUUACACUGCUUCAGGCUCCCAUUUUCCUGCUUUGUUUUUCCUGUAAAGACGAAAAGUGGGCAGUGAUACUGCCACAACCUCACAAGAUCACAGAUUAGCGCUCUGCCCUCUUUCAGUGUUGCCAUAGAAUUCAGCUCCUGUACAGCUGUUGCCGUUGUAGUAUUCCUGCAGAUGCUUUGCACUCAUUCUGUAAUAGGAGCAGAUGUUAGAGGAAUUGUUCCCCUCAGAAAGAAUAUUCUGUCAUUAUUUACUCGCACAAUGUUUCAAUUCUAUAUGUCUCCCUUUCCUAUGUAAAACAAAAUGACUACUUAAGAAACAAAAUCAUACAGGUUUGAAAUGCCAUGAGCGUGAGUAAAUGAAGACGGAAUUCACAUUUUUGUUGAACUAUUCCUUUAAGAGCAUGAUUCUCGAGCAUCUGAAUAAUCUGAUGUUCGUCUCUUGAAAGACUGACAUUAUUGUGUCGUUUUACAUGUUAUAACACAUUGUUAUAAGUUCUUUAGGGAGCACAUUGAUCAAGACCAUCAAAUGCUCUUGUCCCAGGAGACAGUCGUACAACAAAAAAAUAGCAAAUACUGUUUUUACACAGUAGCAAAGGGUUGUUCAUAUGGUUGAAACACUUUUUCAGCUGUGGUUAUAUCAUACACUGGAGAACAGAAAUGUAUAAUGGACACCCCCUUUAUGAAUUAAAUCAUUAAUAAAUAUUUUAAAAGAAUUAAUAUUUGACACAAA